GCAAAUCUGUCAAAAUACACAAAACUUUAGAGCAAGCCUCGUCUAGUGUAGUGAAUUAACGUAUUUUUGUUAGCGCGUUUUAAAGCGAAUACACUUAUUCCAAUUACACACUACUAGGAUAUCAUAUCAUUGUCAGCUUAACUCGGUAUAACUGUUUAUAUAAAUCUUUGCAUAGGUAGAUUUUGCUCGAUCUCGGAUCAAACUCUGUUUACGCAGCUGAUUGGUCGAGAUCACUUCGCUGUCAUAGUUACAGAUCAUUUUGGAGAUGGCAGAUCCCGAGCCUGGAGAUCGUCUACACAAAACUCUGAACUUUAACGUGGGCGUGUUGGGACAUGUGGACAGCGGAAAGACGUCUCUGGCUCGAGUUCUGAGCAGCACCGCGUCCACAGCCGCCUUCGACAAGAACCCACAGUCAAAAGAGCGCGGCAUUACACUGGACCUGGGUUUCAGCGCCUUCACUGUUCUCAUGCCAGAGCACAUGAAGCUGAUCUGUGGGGAAUACGACAGCCUGCAGUUCACACUGGUGGACUGUCCAGGACAUGCGUCUCUCAUUCGCACCAUCAUUGGCGGUGCUCAGAUCAUUGACCUGAUGAUGUUAGUGGUUGAUGUUGUGAAAGGAAUGCAGACGCAAACAGCAGAGUGUCUCCUGAUCGGUCAGCUCACCUGUUCACACAUGAUCGUCAUCCUCAAUAAAACAGAUCUGUUACCCAGUGACAAGAGACAGAUCGCCAUUGAGAAGAUGACCAAGAGGAUGCAGAAAACUUUGGAAAACACUAGAUUUAGGGGUUGUCCUAUCAUUGCUGUGGCAGCAAAGCCAGGGGGACCCGAGGCUCCAGAAACAGCUGAAGCACAGGGAAUCACUGAGCUCAUAGAGCUGCUAAAAUCCCAGGCAUUUUUACCUAAGAGAGACCCAACUGGUUCUCUGCUAAUGGCAGUGGAUCACUGUUUCUCCAUCCGUGGCCAGGGAACAGUCAUUACAGGGACCAUCCUGCAGGGGGCACUGCGUGUCAAUGAUACACUAGAGAUACCUGCACUUAAGGUAACUCGUAAGGUGAAGUCAAUCCAGAUGUUCCGUAAGCCAGUUCCUAGUGCGAUUCAAGGAGACCGGGUUGGCGUGUGUGUCACGCAGUUUGACCCAAAGCUGCUGGAGAGAGGGGUGGUGUGUUCCCCUGGUUCACUGCAUACCAUUCAUGCUGCCAUUAUUUCUGUACGGAAGAUCGAGUACUACCGUGGUGCACUUAGUAGCCGUACAAAAUUCCACAUCACCAUUGGACAUGAAACGGUCAUGUCACGUGUGUCAUUCUUCAGCCGGGCUUCUGUAAGUGCUGACUCAGGAGAAGUGUUUCCCGCAGAGCAGAGUGCACAGGAUUUCUCUUUUGACUGGGAGUUUUGCCACCAGGAGGAAUAUUUGACUGGCCAGGGAGAAGCUAAGGGACGGGAUCCAGCACAAUGGGCAUUGUUAGAGUUUGAACGGCCUGUCACGUGUCCACCACUCAGUUUGGUGAUUGGCUCCCGGUUGGACUCUGACAUCCACAGUAACACAUGCAGACUUGCUUUUCAUGGAAAGCUGUUGGACGGCUUCGAGGAUAAAAGCUAUGUGGACAGCGUGUUGCCCAGGCUCAAAAUCAGUAAAAACAAGCACAAAGAAGGAGCAGUGGAACGGGUGACAGACGACUACACUGUGAUUGGUAAAAACCUGUUCAAGAAAGAGACCAACCUUCAGCUGUUUGUGGGUUUAAAGGUCACACUUUCAUCAGGAGAGACAGGGGUCAUUGAAGGCAGCUUUGGACAAAGUGGCAAAAUCAAAAUUAGAAUUCCAGAGGGACUGAAAGAAGAAACAAAGCAACUCCUCUCUUCUUCAUCCAAGAAAAAAGGAAAGGGCGGGUCUAAAAACGAUCCACCUAAAGAGGAGGACGUCAAAGUGGAUUCUGUAACCAUUCAUCUGAAUUUUAAGAGAUAUGUAUAUGACCCCCAGAAAAAGAUGGUUCAGUCUUAAUUUUUACAGCACUCAUUGUUAUGGUAGAGACUCAGGGUAAUUAUCUGAGAAGUGUGUGUAUGUACUGAAAGUAACUAGUAGACUUUCUCACACUUGCUGAAGUUUCCUUGCAAUAAAUUGAUGAACACUGGAGAAAAUAUUAAA
Molecule: messenger RNA, 2140 nt
Organism: Tachysurus fulvidraco (yellow catfish)
Lineage: Eukaryota; Metazoa; Chordata; Actinopteri; Siluriformes; Bagridae
Gene: eefsec
Product: eukaryotic elongation factor, selenocysteine-tRNA-specific
Exons: 7
Coding region: 266-1996 (576 amino acids)
Biological process (GO): selenocysteine incorporation
Molecular function (GO): translation elongation factor activity; GTPase activity; GTP binding
Source: RefSeq, a predicted model, not a curated record